Messenger RNA from Colletotrichum siamense, 381 nucleotides. RefSeq names its product Early growth response protein 1 (gene egr1). The record is from RefSeq and is a predicted model, not a curated record. Gene Ontology annotation, biological process: regulation of DNA-templated transcription. The transcript has 2 exons. Gene Ontology annotation, molecular function: DNA-binding transcription factor activity, RNA polymerase II-specific; RNA polymerase II cis-regulatory region sequence-specific DNA binding. Bases 1 to 381 code for a protein of 126 amino acids. NCBI's taxonomy places the organism in Eukaryota, Fungi, Ascomycota, Sordariomycetes, Glomerellales, Glomerellaceae.
AUGCAUGCUCAACGAGUAAUGAAUGAGGACAACACCGGGGGUGUUUCGCAACAUGACCCCAAGCGACCGUAUGCUUGUCCAGUGGAGGGUUGCGGGAAGAAAUUUGACCAAGGACACAAGCUGAACAAACAUGAGAAGAAGCAUACACUGCCUUACAGAUGUCAAAUCUGCCCAGAGGGCGCUGGUGAAUCGCCCAGGUUCAAGACGGCCUUCUCCGACAACAAGGACUUGAAACGACACAUACGUGUCCAUCAUCGAAACGAAGCCGACAGUCUCGGUGUGCCGGACGAGAGUGUGGAGUGUACUGUGUGCGGUGAGGUGUACACCCGGCAAGACAAUUACAGGCGCCACCUGGAGGAGGGACGUUGCAGAUCACGUUGA